AUGGCUCCUCCACAGGGUGAACUGAUCAGUUCUGCUGGACGUCUACAUCUUGGCCGCGUCUGGAUAGCAACGUCAGAGUAUACUGGCCCCUUAUGUAACACAGUUUAUCCGGCUAAAAUGUGUUCUAGAUCCGGGCAAGAAAAGUUCGUCUUAAAGGAUAUGCCAAAACCUAUUUUUUCGAGCUUUAUUGAGGACAUACGCCCGCGGCUACACGAAAGCCCAUUUCUACGGUUACGAUUUCAGACCAGCGGAUACUCAUCUUAUCAGAAAGCAAAUACCCAUGCAGGCGCAUUUUGCGUAGCAUUGCUGCUGAGCUGCACAGCCAUGACAUUAUUCAUCCAGGUGAGGAACGCGCCCUCAUCUUUAUAUGCUUGGUCUAAUCAUUUCCCAGACAUUAAACCUGACAACAUUAUAAGACGAUUGUUGAGCAGGUUCGGAUCAUUGACCUUGAAACGGGGGUGCAUUAACGGGAUGGUAGCGGGCAAUGACAACUGGCGUGGUCCAGAGGGCGAACUUAAUAAGCCUUCUGAUAUAUUCCCCUUUGGAGCUGUGUGCAUCUAUGCCAUGCCUGGACAAGUAAUCUUUGGCGCCGGUGAAGAUUUCCACACACGAAGCGUAGGGUGCAUUACCUCAUAUCAUUCGCUUGCCACGCAAGUUUCUAUUUUUAGGGAUCGAACAGGAUUGAACGAGCGCAUUACACAUGAUAUCACUGAUACCGAGUUCAAGGAUCUUAUUUUCGAUGAUAGUAAACUUGGAUCCUCAAAAGCGAGUGACGGCACGUGA
This is a messenger RNA of Microsporum canis CBS 113480, 783 nucleotides long. RefSeq lists its product as hypothetical. The record is from RefSeq and is a predicted model, not a curated record. NCBI's taxonomy places the organism in Eukaryota, Fungi, Ascomycota, Eurotiomycetes, Onygenales, Arthrodermataceae. Bases 1 to 783 code for a protein of 260 amino acids. The transcript has 6 exons.